GCAUGGAAAUUUGGCAAGUAUAAAAAACUGCAAAAAAAAAUUGUGAAGUCGUUAGGCAAUGGACCGCCAAAAUUUUCAUUUUGCAACUAACAAUUCGUUGGUAGCGUUAAAACGUGAAGUGACACGAGUCACUCACAAAAGGAACCAAAGAGAAAGAUCCAACCGAAACCGUUUUUAACAAUUUUCUCUGCUAAAAAUACUAUUAGCCAAACUUCCCCUUCGUUAUGUGCGCGUUACACAUCUUUCUUCUCUGAAACUUUUCUCGACUUUGAGAUCAGAUAAACGAAAAUGGCGAAAUCAAGUGCCGACGAUUCCGAACUCCGGCGAGCUUGCGAGGCUGCAAUUGAAGGAACCAAACAGAAGAUCGUCAUUUCCAUCCGAGUCGUCAAGACUCUCGGCACCUGGGGAAAAGCUUCCAAGCUUGGUCGUCAAAUGGCGAAACCUAGGGUUCUCGCUAUCUCUACAAAAGCAAAAAGUCAACGGACAAAAGCUUUUCUUCGAGUUUUAAAGUAUUCGAAUGGAGGAGUUCUUGAGCCUGCUAAAAUAUACAAGCUGAAGCAUCUCUCCAAAGUGGAAGUUGCAACAAAUGAUCCCAGUGGAUGUACUUUUACGUUGGGAUUUGAUAACCUUAGAAAUCACAGUGUGGCUCCUCCACAGUGGACAAUGCGCAAUAUUGAUGACAGGAAUCGCCUCCUGCUUUCUAUCUUGAAUAUUUGCAAAGAUGUCUUGGGUCGCCUUCCUAAGGUGGUUGGUGUUGAUGUUGUGGAGAUGGCUCUUUGGGCUAAGGAAAAUACACCUGCAGUUUCCACUCAUGAUAACCAAGCAGACGGUGCUACUUUUGAAUCUUCUGCCAAUGAAACAGAAUUGAAAGUCAAUGUUGAAAAGGAGCUUGUCUCCCAAGCAGAGGAAGAGGACAUGGAAGCUCUUUUGGGAACUUAUAUAAUGGGCAUUAGUCAAGCAGAGGCAUUUUCUGAAAGGUUGAAAAGAGAGCUCCAGGCUCUAGAAGCAGCAAAUGUGCAUGCUAUUUUAGAAAGUGAACCUUUAAUAGAUGAGGUGUUGCAAGGGCUUGAAGCUGCUUCGAAUUGUGUGGAAGAUAUGGAUGAAUGGUUAGGCAUGUUCAAUGUGAAACUCCGACACAUGAGGGAGGACAUUGAAUCAAUUGAAAUCCGCAAUAACAAGUUGGAAAUGCAAUCAGUAAAUAACAAAACUCUCAUUGAAGAGCUUGAUAAACUUCUUGAGCAAUUGAAUAUCCCUUCUGAGUAUUCAGCAUUUUUGACUGGAGAUUCGUUUGAUGAAGCGCAAAUGCUUCAAAAUAUAGAAGCAUGUGAGUGGUUGACUGGUGCCUUGCGUGGUUUUGAAGUGUCCAACAUAGAUCCUACUUAUGCCAAGAUGAGAGCUUUUAAAGAGAAACGAGGAGAACUUCAAAUAUUAAAAUCUACUUUUGUCAGGAGAGCUUCUGAAUUUUUGAGGAAUUACUUUGCUACUUUUGUUGAUUUCAUGAUGAAUGAUAAAAACUACUUUUCUCAGCGGGGACAAUUGAAAAGGCCAGAUCAUGCUGACCUGCGAUACAAGUGCAGGACAUAUGCACGCCUUUUGCAACAUUUAAAGAUUCUGGAUAAGAAUUGCUUGGGCCCAUUGAAAAAAGCUUAUUGCUGUUCUCUAAACUUGCUUCUUCGCAGGGAGGCCCGCGAGUUUGCUAAUGAACUUCGUGCUAGUACUAAAACGUCUAGAAAUCCAACUGGUUGGCUUGAAGGUUCCACAGGUUCUGGUCAGAAUGUAAACUCUGCUGACUCUUCUACAGUUUCUGAUGCAUAUGCAAAGCUGCUCACCGUAUUUAUCCCACUUAUGGUGGAUGAGAGUUCUUUUUUUGCACACUUCAUGUGCUUCGAAGUUCCUACACUUGAUGGUAAUAAAUCUGGAUACAAUGAUGGUGCUAACGAUGACGACGAUUUGGGAAUUGCGGACAUUGAUGAGAAUGACAGUAAAUCCAGUACAUGUCUAAGUUCUGUGGAGCUUGCAGCUUUAAACGAAUCACUUCAGGAUUUGCUUGAUGGAAUUCAAGAAGACUUCUAUGCUGUUGUGGAUUGGGCAUACAAGAUUGAUCCUUUAUGCUGCAUAUCAAUGCAUGGGACAACAGAACGCUAUCUCUCUGGUCAAAAGGCUGAUGCAGCAAGAUUUGUCCGCCUUUUACUUGGUGACCUUGAGUCUCGGAUAUCUAUGCUAUUCAGCCGGUUUGUUGAUGAAGCUAGCCAUCAGAUUGAAAGAAGUGAGCGCAAUGUUCGCCAAAGUGUCCUACCCUACAUUCCCAGAUUUGCAACCCUUGCAACACGGAUGGAGCAGUACAUUGCGGGACAGUCCAGGGAUUUGGUUGACCAAGCAUACACAAAAUUUGUUAGCAUAAUGUUUGUAACUUUGGAAAAACUUGCACAAACAGAACCAAAGUAUGCAGAUAUUUUUCUUAUAGAGAACUAUGCUGCUUUUCAGAAUAGUUUGUAUGACCUAGCCAACGUGGUGCCUACUCUGGCCAAAUUUUAUCAUCAAGCUAGUGAAGCGUAUGAGCAAUCAUGCACACGCCAUAUUAGCAUGAUUAUCUAUUAUCAAUUUGAACGGCUUUUCCAAUUUGCUCGAAGGAUUGAGGACUUGAUUCUCAGUAAUGUUUCACCUGAAGAGAUUCCCUUCCAGCUUGGGCUGUCAAAAGUGGAUUUUCGGAAGAUGCUAAGAUCCAGUUUGUCUGGGAUGGACAAGUCCAUUGCUGCAAUGUAUAAGAAAUUGCAGAAGAAUUUGACUUCUGAGGAACUGUUACCUUCCUUAUGGGAUAAAUGCAAGAAGGAUUUUGUCGAUAAGUACGACAGUUUUGUCCAACUUUGCGCCAAGAUUUACCCUGCUGAGUCAGUCCCUUCUACAGCAGAAUUGAGAGAACUUUUAGCUUCAAUGUAAAGGUUUGCUUGUGUCUACAUUUCAUCAUUCUUUUUUACUAAGAUGUAAUGUAAUUUACUGGAGUGCAUUAUGUUGUUUAAAUUACUUGAAACAAGCAUUUAAAUGCAUCAUUCUGAGAACGUGAUGAAUAAAUAUAAUCUCGUGUUAGUUUCAUGUUUUGAUAUUAA
Molecule: messenger RNA, 3104 nt
Organism: Cicer arietinum (chickpea)
Lineage: Eukaryota; Viridiplantae; Streptophyta; Magnoliopsida; Fabales; Fabaceae
Product: exocyst complex component SEC3A-like
Biological process (GO): exocytosis; Golgi to plasma membrane transport
Cellular component (GO): exocyst; plasma membrane
Molecular function (GO): phosphatidylinositol-4,5-bisphosphate binding
Source: RefSeq, a predicted model, not a curated record